Tilletiaria anomala UBC 951 is the source of this 1818-nucleotide messenger RNA. RefSeq lists its product as uncharacterized. The record is from RefSeq and is a predicted model, not a curated record. NCBI's taxonomy places the organism in Eukaryota, Fungi, Basidiomycota, Exobasidiomycetes, Georgefischeriales, Tilletiariaceae. The transcript is spliced from 2 exons. Bases 1 to 1818 code for a protein of 605 amino acids.
AUGAGUCGCAACAAGUACGCCAAGAAGCCCUUUUUCGUCUCCACUGUUGGCAGCCUCGAUCUCGACUACCAUGAGCCAUUUGGUGACUGGGACGUCGCCUCCGACACGGGUGCCAGCGCAUGGCACAACGCCCCCAUUGUGUCGACCACCACCCUGUCGCCGCACCUGCUAUCGUCGAAACUCACCAAUGGCGCACACCAUAACAGGGCAGCCUCCGCCCCGGGGCAGUCGACGGGUGCUCACAGCAAGAUCUUGACCAACGGCGCCAGCGGCCGCAGCCGCGGCGGGACGGCGAUGAGAACUUCGCCUUCGUACGACAACAGCGGUAUCGACUGGCAGGAAGAGCUGGCCGACGACCGCGAACGCAGCCAGGCGACCUCCUCGCGCGUCUGCCUGCAUCCGAAAGAGAUGAUGGAGGCUGCGCGGGACGACGCGAGUGUCAUCGAAGGCGGCGCCGGCGGUACCAGUGGCACCCGCAAGCGGAGCCGGAUGAGCUACAUUGCUUCCUCCAUGACCAGCGCCAGCGGCUUCCUCGGGUCGACCACGCCUCGCGAGGGCAAGAGCAGCAGCGGCGUAGUGGACGGUUUUGAGCGCAUGUUGCUGCUGCGCGGAAGCGAGCACAGCGCCUCCACCUUCACCUCCAGUCUCGGACCCACACCGUCCAGCAGCUGGCUUGCUCAAAUUCCUCCCUUCUCACCACCGCCAUCGCCGCAGCCGCAUCUACUUCCGAAGCGCGGUAGUGGCGCAGGCACAAGCUUAGGCGGAGGCAAGGGCAGCAAGGCGCUCGCAUCCUCCACUUCCGUCGGCAGCGUGCGCAGCAUCGCAGCUCCUGCCGAUGCUCUUGCUGAUGCCGUGUCGGCCCAGCCUGCCCAGGAGCCGUCUCAACCCGCCCCCCGCGAGCGGCAGCCCUCUUCUUCCGGCGGCGCAGCAAGCGCAGGGAGAGAGGCCACCGCUCCACUUGUCCCUUAUUCUUCUCAUUUUCCUUCUCCGUCUCCUACGGAUGCGACGGCAUGCGAGAUCGCCGCGCUCCGCGAACAGGUCGAGCAGCUUCAGAUGGCCCUACGGCGCAAGCAGGCCAGCAAAUGGCAGCCGUACCGCCAAGAGCUGCCGCAACUGCAGCGCAUGCCGAUCGCCGACGCCCCCCGCACACCAUUCGACCUGUCCGACUCGCACAACAUCACGACGCCCCCGUCCCAGGACACCGGCCAGGACGAGACGGCGCACACGCCGCUGGUGUCACGUGACGAAACCAAGUACGAGGACCUUGCAAGGAAGAUCGAUGCCUUGGAAUCGCUCUUCAAGCUUGCGGGCGUCGCACAGCUGCAACAAGGCCCGCAACAGCACGCAUCGCCCGUCUCCAUCGCCUCGAAGUCACUGCCACCGGUCGAGACGCGCUCCGCUAGUCCAGCCAGCGGCGUCCUUGUCGGCACGACUGCCUCUUUGCACCUGCGCUCGGACACGCCGCCGCCGCCGAGCGCUGUCGCGUCGCCCAUGUCCUCUACCGCUGCCGCUGCCCGGCAGCGGCACAACAUUCACUGCGCGCGUUCCCUUGGCUCCUUGUCUGACUGGCAGAGCGAUGCACGCAACCCAACCGUCAGUAUGGCAACGAAGUCGUCAUCAAGCGCCGUCUUCACCGUAUCGUCCGGCGACGAGCGAGAACGCGACACAAAGAUCAGCGUCAAGAAACUAUUCAAGUUCACCAUCUCGGCGCGCCGCAAGGGCGAGCCAUCGCCGCUGCCGGCUGCGGAUGCGUCCGCCGCAAAGAUCAAGCUCAAACAGGGGCCAGGUCGCGGUCGGAUGUACAUCAAGCCGGGCUGA